Messenger RNA from Toxotes jaculatrix (banded archerfish), 1224 nucleotides. Its product is annotated as GTPase IMAP family member 7-like. Lineage: Eukaryota; Metazoa; Chordata; Actinopteri; Toxotidae. Bases 122 to 886 code for a protein of 254 amino acids. Gene Ontology annotation, molecular function: GTP binding. The transcript is spliced from 3 exons. The record is from RefSeq and is a predicted model, not a curated record.
UGGUGAAGUGAGAGAGAAAGAGGGGAAGCAAUAACUAGCACUAAGUACGGAUGUACUGUGAUCUUGAAGGUUAAAAGAAACUCAGACAGGUUUUGUUCUGGUAUUUUUUCUCUACAACAAAAUGGGUUUAACGUCAACUGAAGACUCCAGCUAUCCAGCUGUCAGCAACCUGAGGAUUGUCCUGCUGGGGAAGACUGGAUCAGGAAAGAGCGCAACAGGGAACACCAUCCUGGGACGAAAAGAGUUUGAGACAAAGGACAUCUCUCUGACAUCCGUGACAACUCACAGCAAAAAAGCAACAGGACACUUUGAUCGAAGAACUGUGAGUGUCAUCGACACCCCUGGGGUCUUUGACACAUCCAUGACAGAGCUCCAGUUGAAAGGUGAAAUAGAGAACUGUAUUGCUCUGUCUCUCCCAGGACCCCAUAUAUUCCUGUUAGUGAUAAGACUGGAUGCACGGUUCACAGACGAGGAGAAGAAUGCCAUAAAAUGGAUAAAGGACAUCUUUGGUGAGGAAGCCUCCAAUUACAUAAUGGUGCUUUUCACUAGGGGUGACAUGCUCAAGGACAGGCCAGUUGAGGACUAUUUAGCCCAAAGUCCUGGACUCAAGGAGAUCAUCAGGGAUUGUAGAGCUGGGUACAUUGUGUUUGACAACACAUGCAAAGACAAUCGCUCACAGGUGGCUGACCUCUUUGAAAACAUUGACAGGAUAGUGCAGUUGAAUGGGAAUCAUUACACCAGCAGCAUAUACGGAGAGGUACAAAAAAAGAGGGAAACUGCGGAAUGGUGGAGGAAGUGUGGAGACACUGUGAACACUAUAAGUAAUUCUUUGGCUGCUGCUAAAGUAAUCGGAGGGUGGCUCAAACCUAAAAUAAAAGACACCUAAGUCAUGUCAAGCCAGGACCCUUUCAGCAAAUGUCUGAAGUCAUUACAUUUAUUGCCACUGAGAGCAAAUUCAUAUUUGCCUUUUUUAUUUUUCUGCAUCUUUCUGCAUUUUCUGCAUUCAACAUUUAGUUGCAUUGUUUCAUUGCAUUUGCAUUCAACACAUUUGCAUUUGCAUUCAAUACAUAUUAGCCCCAGCAGGUCGGCUUUGAAUGAUAAAUAAACAUGACAAUGAACAUUACAAAGCUUUAUAAAUAUUGAUGCUGUACACUUAUCCUGAAUGUCAAUUUGUAUGGAGAACAUUUCUGUAAAUUUCUGUUUGCUUUGUAAGACUGAAUUAAA